AUGGCCAAGCAAGUUAUCACUUAUCAGCAUUCGAUUGGCUCUCUCAGUUUAGGUUUUGUCUCGCAGCUUUGGGUGCACACAAGUUCAUGGGUUGUGAUGGCUGUGGAAGUGAAGCCAAACUUACUAUCAGGUGCAUUUGAGAGGUUUCUUUUCAAGGAGAUCAGACAGGUGGGGGAUGUUAUUUUCGUUGAGGAUGAGAAUGUGAUUGAAGUUGAAUCAGUUGAUAUAAAAUCUGUUGGAUUGGAGACAUUGGUAGGAUACAGUGUGGUAACCUCAAAUGGUCAACGUAUUGGGAAAGUGCGUGGCUACAAUUUUAAUAUCAACUCGGGAAGAGUUGAGUCCCUUGAGCUCGAUUCAUUUGGAAUCUCCAUUAUCCCAUCAAGUUUGGUAAGCACUUAUGCUGUAUUCGUGGAAGAUGUGGUGAAAGUUUCUAUUGACACAGUUUUUGUACACGAAACUGCUGCCAUAUCACGAGUACGCAGGCUUACUAAGGGAAUAUGGGAUGGCCAGAAUGCAGGCAUCUCAAACAACCGCAAGUUUGAUCAUCAUGUAAAUUAUUUCACCGAAAAGCAAAGAAAGAAAUCGUCAAGCAAAAGACGUGGCUCAAAGAUUAGAAGGAACGCAGAUAAUUGGGAGUUGCCCAUGGAUUAUUUAUAG
Messenger RNA from Striga hermonthica, 657 nucleotides. The record is from the annotation of a GenBank genome assembly. NCBI's taxonomy places the organism in Eukaryota, Viridiplantae, Streptophyta, Magnoliopsida, Lamiales, Orobanchaceae.